Molecule: messenger RNA, 744 nt
Organism: Saccharomycodes ludwigii
Lineage: Eukaryota; Fungi; Ascomycota; Saccharomycetes; Saccharomycodales; Saccharomycodaceae
Gene: REC107
Product: Rec107p
Exons: 1
Coding region: 1-744 (247 amino acids)
Biological process (GO): reciprocal meiotic recombination
Cellular component (GO): condensed nuclear chromosome
Source: RefSeq, a predicted model, not a curated record
AUGAAUGAUUUAGAGCAAGGCCAAGGGGAGUAUCAACAACCACAUGAUAUAUCUAGUUUAUUACUAUCUCAGUUAAUUUCUAAUAACAACGAAAAUUUUAUUUCCAACAAUAAUAAUACUGCAAACAGUAUUUUAACACCUAUACUAACACAAAAUGGCGCUACUAAUACCACCACUUCUACCAAUAAUGCACAACCCAACGAAAAUACGGAUCCUGCUACUUCUAAUUCUGCCUCAUACGCCAUAGAUCAUGAAAUUUUAAAAUGGGCUGGUAAAUUAGAGCUAGAAAGCGUAGAACUAAGAGAGAAAAAUGAUAAAUUAUUGGAAUUUAUUGAAGAACAGAAUCAAUGCUUGCAGCAAAUUCUUUCAAAAAAUAAAACUACCACUGAUUCAAAUCAAAAAGCUAUGGCAAAAAAAAUUGAAGAACUAAUCAAAAAAUUGGAACAAUAUAUUAAAGCUACAACUGCAAAUAACGGGAAAAAAAAGAACGUUAACAAUAACAACAACAACAACAAGGAACAAGAAGCACGCAUACUUUUUUUACAAAAUCAACUAAUAAAUAUGGAAAAGAAAUUUAAUCAGUUAUUUAACAUGGAGGAAAAGUUAUCCAAUAUCGAAACAACACAACUAAAAAUAUUGAUGAAAAUUGAAGAAUUGGGCAGCAGUACUACUACAGAUAACACUACCAUUAUCGAAAAAAAAAACAAAAAAAGAAAAAUUAUAUUAUCUGAUGAAGAAUUCUAA